Messenger RNA from Coccidioides posadasii C735 delta SOWgp, 1344 nucleotides. It is a transcript of the gene RO4, whose product is annotated as Actin-like protein. NCBI's taxonomy places the organism in Eukaryota, Fungi, Ascomycota, Eurotiomycetes, Onygenales, Onygenaceae. The record is from RefSeq and is a predicted model, not a curated record.
CACUUUCACACAUGUCUUUACCUCAAUUCUUAUAAUAAUCACUUGUUUUUCACCUAUAAUUUUACAGUAUUCUGGAUAGCCUGACACUGUCUAUGCCUCACGAGCAUUGAAAUCCCAACCUUGCGCUCCAUCAGAGUACAUAAAUAAACGCGACCACGAGCUUCAACGCACUCCACUUCCUCCUCGACAUCCCCCAUCAUGGCCGAGGCAACCCUCCACAACGCUCCCAUAGUCCUAGACAAUGGCAGCGGCACUAUACGCGCUGGUUUCGCGGGCGAAGACCUCCCCAAAUGCUACUUCCCCUCCUUCGUCGGACGACCAAAACACCCACGAGUCCUCGCCGGCGCGCUAGAAGGCGACGUGUUUAUCGGCCAACGAGCUCAAGAACUCCGCGGACUCCUGAAGAUCAGAUACCCGCUGGAGCAUGGAAUAGUUACAGAUUGGGACGACAUGGAGAAGAUAUGGCAGUGGGUGUAUGAGGGGGAGCUAAAGACGCUCAGCGAAGAGCAUCCGGUGCUGCUGACGGAGCCGCCGCUGAAUCCGCGCGCGAACAGGGACACGGCGGCGCAGAUUUUGUUCGAGCAGUUUAAUAUCCCGGCAUUGUAUACGAGUAUUCAGGCGGUGUUGUCGUUGUACGCGUCUGGCCGGACGACCGGGAUCGUGCUGGAUUCUGGGGAUGGGGUGUCGCACGCGGUGCCGGUUUAUGAGGGCUUUGCGAUGCCAAGCAGUAUACGGAGGAUCGAUGUGGCCGGGAGAGAUGUCACGGAGCAUCUACAACUGUUGCUGAGGAAGAGUGGCUAUGUGUUUCAUACGAGUGCGGAGAAGGAGGUGGUGAGGAUGAUCAAGGAGAAGACAUCAUAUGUGGCUUUGGAUCCGAAGAAAGAGGAGAAGGAAUGGUCCACUGGCGUAGGGAAACAGGAUACAAAGAUACAGGAAUAUGUUUUGCCAGAUGGACACAAAUUGAAGGUCGGCGUUGAACGAUUCCGCGCGCCUGAAAUUCUCUUCGACCCCGAGAUAAUUGGACUUGAGUAUCCCGGCGUGCAUCAAAUCGUCGUCGACGCAAUCAAUCGCACAGACAUGGACCUACGUAAAUCCCUCUUCGCCAAUAUUGUUCUCUCCGGCGGUUCUACACUCUGCAAAGGCUUUGGAGACAGAUUACUGCACGAGGUGCAAAGACUGGCAGUGAAAGACAUGCGGAUCAAGAUAUUCGCUCCACCGGAAAGGAAGUACAGCACGUGGAUCGGGGGCAGUAUCCUGGCGGGGCUGAGCACGUUUAGAAAAAUGUGGGUGAGCAUUGACGACUGGCACGAGAACCCGGAUAUAAUCCAUCAAAAAUUCACAUAA